This is a messenger RNA of Ochlerotatus camptorhynchus, 4955 nucleotides long. RefSeq lists its product as uncharacterized. The record is from RefSeq and is a predicted model, not a curated record. The transcript is spliced from 3 exons. Gene Ontology annotation, molecular function: RNA binding. The coding region runs from base 281 to 4783 and encodes 1500 amino acids. Lineage: Eukaryota; Metazoa; Arthropoda; Insecta; Diptera; Culicidae.
CUGUGUGCAGGUGGACUUUUACGUCGUUGAUAAAAAAAAACUAUUUUUCGCCAAAUUUGUUUGGUUUUUCCGGCUGAAACGAUUGAAUUAUCGAAGAGUAUCAAAGUGGUGUUCAGGAAAAAUAGAAAUUCGCCGUGGGUUGCAACGUUCGAGGACUGCAAGUUUUCGAGAUCACCGUUCUGCCGAGUCGGGAAACGUUCCGAAACAUUCCGGAUUUGGGGGGAAAGGUCUCCUUCCUUCUUUGAAAUAAACAGAAAAUCAGAAAACUAGAUUCGGAAGCAUGAGUGUCAUAAUACGGUUGCAAAAUUUGCCCUGGUCGGCAAAUGCCCUGGAUGUUCGUAACUUUUUUAAAGGUCUCUCCAUCCCGGACGGCGGAGUUCACAUCGUUGGCGGAGAAAUGGGCGAUGCGUUUAUUGCAUUCAGCACCGACGAAGAUGCCCGCCAGGCAAUGAUGCUGAAUGGAGGUAAAAUCAAAGAAGUUCAGGUUUCACUGCUUCUGUCCUCGCGUGCCGAAAUGCAAAAGGUCAUCGAAGAUGCACGUCGCACUACAAUGUCUUUCAUGCAGCUUUCCGCUCAAGGUGCUCAACAAAUGCAACAGCAAGUUCCGGUAGUUCCUAAAGUUACGACUCCUGCGGUUACGGUUGCACAUCAACCGCAACCUCCUGUUAUCAGCCUGUCCGGUUUCUUGGCACAAAAUCUAAACCAGCAGAAAGCUCAAUCGAUCUACUCGGAAAUUCCGGGAUUGGGGUUCCUGGCCACCGGUGGAGGAAUGUUUCAACCGAAUGCUCCGGCGGCUGGUUUGUUCUCGGCACUUAGUGCCCAAACCUACAGCAAUACUGGAGCGGCUUCGAAUGCUGCAUUUACACAGUUGUCUGAGCAGUUGAAAAAGGUUGGCGAAGCGGAGAAGACUAUGGGCUCAACCGCCAAGGUACCGAUUUCUUCUUCGAGCACUACGACUAGUACGUCGAAGAAGGAUUCGGGAGAGAGAAGUAGUCGUAGAAGUAGAUCCAGUUCUCGUGAACGGGACAGACGUCGUUCGCGAUCAAGAAGCCGUGAUCGUGGCAGUAGACGUCGUGGAAGGGAUCGUAGCCGUGAUCGGAGGAGCAGAAGUCGUAGCCGUGAGCGCCGGGAUCGUAGGCGUCGAUCACGUUCACGGGAUAGACGUGAUGAUAGGCCACGGGAGAAGAGCAGGGAGCGGGAUCAAAAGGCGGCUGAUAAACUUUCUAAGCAGAGAGUUUCUCGGUUCAGUGAUCGUGCUGAAGCUAAGGCAGCUGCAGUAGCGGAGGUGGUGGUAGUUCCGACUCCGAGCCCGACACCAACACCACCACAACCAACGACAUUCGUCAGUCCGUGGGAUACACCGAUUCAGCAGAAUUUGAUGAAGUUGGCUAACGUGGGGUUGGAUAAGCCAAUGCAACAGAACGCUGCCCCUACGACGAUGGGUUCUGCACCUAAUUUGACUUCUGGAGAUGGGUUUGGUGGUCGGAACGAGCAUCAGCAGAACAAUGUGCUUCCUAAUCCAAUAGCAGCAAGCUAUCGAAUGAAUGUGUUACCAUCGGUCAACUACGGGUCAUUCCAGUCGUCAAAGCCGCUCAGCAAUGAACAGUUGAGUAAGUUGCAGCAGUUGCAAGUUCGGCGGGAUCCGAUGGUCUACCAAGAAAGUAAUCCGGUUGGAAAUAGACAGGGAGGACACUUCUCGGAUGGAGAAAGCAAGGCUCAUGCUAGAAAUAAUCAAGGUGGAUAUGAUAGUUUGUCGCGAAGAGAUGGUGGUGGAAAACGACCGACUGAUGGUUAUCAAACGGAUGGUGGAAUGAACAAGCGGAAUCAAAGUAUGGAGGAGAAGGUGGAUAGAUCCAUGUACGAUGAUAUUGAAGGGCAGUCGGUGAAGAUGUCCCAUCUGGAGACGAUCACUGGGUACGGUGAAGUUCGAAGGUUCUUCCACGGGCAGACAAUUUCGAGUAAUGGAAUUAAGAUGAUCAACGACCAGAAUGGAAGGCGCACUGGAGUGGCACUGGUGAGGUUCUUGCGGAAGGAUGGCAAACGAUAUGCGCUUUCGCGGGAUGGCAUGCGAUUGAAGAAUUCAGUUGUCAAGAUCGAAUCGAUAGCGGAUCAAGAGUUUGAUGAUGCAGUUGAUUCGUACCGUCCGGGUUUUGAUGAUGCUCAGAGUAACUGGAAGGAAGUUAGCUUGGAUAGGAAGGACAGUAAGAAGGAAGAGGUGAUUGAAAUCCGAGAUGAUUCAUAUAAACAAGAUAACAAGUCUGGAACGGUUGUGAUUUGGAAUCUUCCUACUAUGACAACGGAGUUGGAUUUGAUGAAGAUCUUCUCCGAUUUUAGUGUUGUUGAGGUGUUGAUCAUAAAGAACUACAAGAAUCCGAAGCAGUUGGAUGGCUAUGUGAAAUUUCACCGAUGGGAAGAUGCUCGAAGGGCGUGUGAUAGUGUCCAUAAGCACUAUGUCCGGAACAAGCGAGUGUUUGUGAAGCAGUGCACGGAGAUUGAGUAUGAUGCCGCAAAGAAUGAGUAUGAAGCGCCGCAGGAAUCGGAGCCGGUGACUGUUGUGCUGGAUGAUUCCGCUCAGGAGGCUGUAUUGUCUUCGAAGGCAUCCAAGAAAAACGAAGCUGUAGAUGACGAUAAGAUGGAUUUGGCUGAAGAUGAAGACGAAAUAGGACAACUUAAUAUACAACUGCAUGAACCACCUCUUCUAAAUCAGAUGAAAGUCAAUACGCCACCUCCGUCCAACUUCCAACUCGGAAUGAGAGGAGGAUUGAACAAUGAAUCACAACAACGGCAACUUAAUGACGGGCCUCCCUUUAGCCGGGAAUCCCCUUCAAGUUACAAGUUAGGUGGUGACAGUUGGGAACGUGAACAACCACAGCAGACACCUCCGAUGAAUCGCGAUCCGAGGAAUAUGUUCAGUCAAAACUUCAGUCAGCAACAACAACAACAACAACAACAACAACAACAACAAAAACACGCAUCUCAACUAAAUCUUGGAUUUGGAGGAGACAUCAAUCGUGAUCCUCGCCGGCGGCAAGACGCUAUGGGCCAAAAGAUGGCCGGGUUUGAUCAAAGUAACUUCCAGGGUGACAGUAGUCGUGACAGUUUCGGCUCACAAUCACGCUUCAAUUCUCAAGGACCACCAUCACAGUCCAUCGACAAUAAUCUGUAUGGCCAGCAAAUGGGUCCGAUGGGUGGUAGCAAUCGCUAUGAUCAACAACAAAGCGGUUCAUUCGGCAACAAUCGUUACGACCAGCAAAUGGGCAAUAGUCUGGGAGGCCCAAUGGGUAACAAUCGCUACGAACAGCAAAUGGGCAACAGUCAGGGUAACAAUCGGUAUGACCAGCAAAUGGACAACCGUCAGGGAGGCCCAGUGGGUAAUAACCGAUAUCAACAGCAACAGCAGUCGCAAAUGUCCAACAAUCCAGGAAGUCAAUUUGGUAGUAAUCGAUUCGAUCAGCAAAUGGAUAGGAACAAUGCGGGUGGCAACGAUAAGACAACCUUCAUUAUGAUCACCAACUUGGAAUAUAACUUGCAGGAGUCCAGGAUACAGGAGUUCUUUGAGCACGCAGGAUUCAACCCGAAGCACAUUCAUAUCAUUCGAAACCCGUAUGGUCGUUCAAGCGGCGAGUGUCUGGUGGAGUUUGGGUCGCCGCUGGAAGCCGGAGACACGCUGUCGAAGAAUACCUGCAUCAUCGGGAAGCGGAAAGCGUUCAUCAAACAUUUGAAUAGAAAUCAAAUCCUUGACAUGAUGCAACGGAUCAACCAAAACGGUCCCGGGCAGAAUUCCCAGCGAGGAGGCCAAUUCGGCGGUAACAACAGUAUGGGCGGUAACGGCAGUUUCGGUGGAGAUAACAAUUUCGAUGGUAAUAGCAGCAACUUGGGCAGAGGAAACAACUUUGGAAAUAAUGACAACGGUAAUAAGAACAUUUAUGGUGGAAACAACUAUGAUGACAACGAUGAUAACAGAAAGUCACAAGGAAAUGACAAUCGGUUCUCGACUAAAACCAGAAACUUUGGUGGAGAUUACUAUCAAGGAAGCAGCUAUCAGGAUGAUUCUGAUAACCAACACUUGGAUGAGGAAAAACGGGAGGACGAUGAACCUCAUGAUGAAUAUGAUGAGCACGAUAAAGAUCAUAUUGAUCAUAGCGAUCAUGAUGACCAUGACGAACAUGAAGAUCAGCAGAAAAUUUCGGAAAAGAUCAAUGUUCCGAAUCCUGAAACUAACACUGAUCAACAUAUUGAAGAUUUGACGGGAAACGAUGACCUCAUGGAUGAAGCUGAAGCUAAAGAGCCAAUAGGCGAAGGCGUAUUCCAGCAAGGUCCUGAAGAUGAUGAUCCACCGGUGAAGCAACCCAUCAUGGAUGACACGGACUCUUGCGAAAUCAUCGAAGUUCCCGAUCAACCUGACGAAGCCCAUGAACAACAGUCAAAGGAACAACAACAGCAAGAACAACUGCACCAACAAGAAGACGUUCACAUACCAGAGGACGAAGCCCCCGAUCUUAACGAUAUGCAUCAGGACCAGCAUCCGGAACCGAUGCGAGGAAACAUUGUUUGCCUGAACAAUUUGCCGUUUCGGGCGAGGAAUGAAGAACUGGUCAACUAUUUCCGCGAGUACAACAUCACCUUAGAGGACGUCAAGCGAAGGUACCUGCCGGAUGGGCGCCCAACCGGUGAUGCCAUGGUACGGUUCCAGAGUGGAGUGAAUGCGCAGCGGGCUAUGCAGACGCACCAGAACAGACGGAUCGGCGGGAGGCCGGUUCGUAUGAAGAUCCUGGAUGAUUGAGAGCUCUUGUAAGUCCGACGUUGUUUUAUAGUGGAUUCGAUUAACGUUAAGUUAAUGUAUUUCCUACGUAAUGAGAUAAUUUCAGUUGUAUGAACUAGCUUUAUCUGCAAACAUGAUAUGAAGUCACUGUAUAUAUCGAGAAUUCAAGUAAAUAUAUAUGGGAGAAAUAGUA